AUGUUCCAGAACAUUCCUUUUUUAAUCCAACUUGAUUGGAACCUUCAAUUUCUUGCACUCUUCCAUCCACUGUUUCCGGCCUCUUCAAUCCGUCAAAUCACCACUCCCUCCCCAAUCAAUCACGCCGCCUUGUAUCAACAUCUGAAACAUCACCGUCAACUGGCCCCAGUUUGA
Puccinia triticina is the source of this 174-nucleotide messenger RNA. RefSeq lists its product as uncharacterized. NCBI's taxonomy places the organism in Eukaryota, Fungi, Basidiomycota, Pucciniomycetes, Pucciniales, Pucciniaceae. The coding region runs from base 1 to 174 and encodes 57 amino acids. The record is from RefSeq and is a predicted model, not a curated record. The transcript is spliced from 2 exons.